Messenger RNA from Salvia miltiorrhiza (redroot sage), 1490 nucleotides. Its product is annotated as 1-aminocyclopropane-1-carboxylate oxidase homolog 6-like. The record is from RefSeq and is a predicted model, not a curated record. NCBI's taxonomy places the organism in Eukaryota, Viridiplantae, Streptophyta, Magnoliopsida, Lamiales, Lamiaceae. Bases 260 to 1357 code for a protein of 365 amino acids. The transcript is spliced from 3 exons.
AGCAUGAUCUUUAUUACUAUAUAUUUUUUCAACCUCAAUCCGUGGCUUACAAGCUUAAGAAACGAAUUUCGUUAUAUAAAACAAAUUAUAUCAAGUAGCUAAGUCAACUAACUAGCAAGCUGUCUAUGAUCAAGAACAGCAGAAUUUGAGACAACCAUGUUCCCCACAUGUUUGCUUAACCUAUAAAUUUCACAAAUAUUUAUAAUCACUUGUGCCUAUUUCUUUACACCAACAACUUGUGCCACACAACCAAAAUAGGAUGGGAAAAAACGAUGACAAUGAUUAUGAUUGGGAUAAAGAAGUGGCGGAGUUCGAGAAAUCCAAAGGCGGCGUGAAGGGCCUCGUUGACUCCGGGAUCACCAAGGUCCCGCGGUUCUUCAUCAGCCCGCCUGAGCCCGACGCGGAAGCCGCGCCCCGUCCGGACGCCCCGAUCCCCACCAUAGACUUGGAGGGCGUCCGGGCGGAAACUAUCGGUGAGAUUCGAAGCGCAUCACGGACGUGGGGAUUCUUUCAAGUGGUCAACCACGGAAUCCCCGCGGCCGUGAUGGACGCCGUGCUCCGUGGCACGCGGGGCCUUCACGAGCAACCCAAGGAGGCGAAGCAAGGGCUGUACACCUCCGACGGCAGCGCCGACGUGAGGUUCUACACCAUAAACGCGCGGCUCGAGGAGGGCAACGCGGCGAGCUGGAGGGACGCGUUCGCUUGCAAGUUCACCGACGGCGCCAUCGACCCGGAGCUGGUCCCCCCGGUGUGCAGGGAUGAGAUAAUGGAGUACAUGAAACAUAUGGUGAAAGUGAGGGAUGUGUUGUCGGAGCUGCUGUCGGAGGCGUUAGGGGCGAGGAAGGAGCUGUUGGCGGAGAUGCAGUGCAUGGAGAGUGAAUAUCUCACGUGCCUCUAUUAUCCGGCGUCUCCCGAGCCGGAUAAGAGCUUGGGCACGGUGGAGCACUCCGAUCCAACGGUUCUCACCGUGUUACUGCAGGACGACACCGGCGGCCUGCAGAUCAAACACGACGGCCGUUGGAUCGACGUGCCGCCCGUGCCCGGAGCUCUCAUUGUCAACAUUGGGGAUUUCCUCCAGCUGAUGAGCAAUGACAAGUUGAUGAGCGUGGAGCAUAGAGUGCUGUGUAGGUCGAGAGGGAGCCGAGUUUCUGUUGCAUGCUUCUUCUUUCCUCGUGCUCAACAAAUGACUAACAUUUAUGGGCCUAUUAAACAAGUCGUGUCACCAAAUAAUCCUGCUCUUUAUAAGCAAGUUAACUAUAUUGAUUUUGUCACACACUACCAAAAGAGAAGCUCACGAGGUGGCCAUUCUGCUCUUGCAAAUUACAAACUCAUUGAUUCGUUGGUUAAUUUGUCGUAAAUUAUUUGUUUCGUUGUGAAAAUUUGUACAUCCUUUUGUUCUUUCUUCAUCAUUUGUUCGUUUUUAGUUGUUGUUUGUUUGGAUUGGAAAAGGCAAUUGAUUUAUGAUAAUAAAGGGGUUGGUUGGUCUACAA